CCGGCCCUCCGCAGGUCUGCGGGUCCAAGUGUCGCGGCGGCGCACUCGCGGCGAGAAUCGGGAGGCGGAGGAGACGGCAAGGAUAGGCCCAGGAGUGAUGGCGUCGAAAGAGGAACAGGCGGUAAAAAGUCUCAACGUGGAAAAUGCCAACCAGGAAAAUGAAAAAAAGGAUGAAAAGAAGCAAGAUGCUAAUAAAGGAGAGCCCUUGGCCCUCCCUUUGGCAACUGGUGAAUACUGUGUGCCUAGAGGAAAUCGUAGGCGGUUCCGUGUCAGGCAGCCAGUCCUGCAGUAUAGAUGGGAUGUGAUUCAGAGGCUUGGAGAGCCACAGGCAAGGAUGGGAGAAGAGAAUAUGGAAAGGAUUGGGGAGGAGAUGAGGCAACUCAUGCAAAAGCUGAGGGAAAAGCAAUUGAGUCACAGUCUGCGGGCAGUUAGCACUGACCCCCCUCACCAUGACCAUCAUGAUGAGUUUUGCCUUAUGCCUUGAAUGUUCAUGUUUUCCCUGAAGUUAAUAGGGCAACACACCUGCUUCCUAAACUUACAUGUUUGUGAUGUACCUUCAUUGUAAACCUUUCGAUGUUACUUGUUUCUUAUGGGUCUCCUAUUACCAGCUUCUAAUUGAAUGUUGUGUUUUGACCCAAUACGUAAGUUUCUGUCAGCAGGGGAGUUUUACCUAUUGCAUGGAAAGAUGCUCAUUACAUGUUAUGAAGUAAAUAAAGCAAUAUAAGAAAGCA
This is a messenger RNA of Pteropus alecto (black flying fox), 731 nucleotides long. It is a transcript of the gene BEX2, whose product is annotated as brain expressed X-linked 2. Gene Ontology annotation, molecular function: signaling receptor binding. Bases 98 to 484 code for a protein of 128 amino acids. The transcript has 2 exons. The record is from RefSeq and is a predicted model, not a curated record. Gene Ontology annotation, biological process: signal transduction. Lineage: Eukaryota; Metazoa; Chordata; Mammalia; Chiroptera; Pteropodidae. Gene Ontology annotation, cellular component: nucleus; cytoplasm.